AUGGACAAUUCUCAUGCUACAAAGUCCUGUGUGCUCAUCCUUCUUGUGGUCCUAUUGUGUGCAGAAAGAGUUCAGGGACUGGAAUGCUACCAGUGUUUUGAUGUCCCACCUGAGACUUCCUGCAAUACAACUACCUGCCCGUACCCUGAUGGACGGUGUGUUAUUCAGAUGAUAGAAAUUAUUGAGGACUCUCAGAGAAAGAAAGCAAAGAACAAUUAUUGCUUUUCCAUCUGCCCUACUAAUAAAUAUUUCAAGAUCCUGGGUGCUACUGUCAAUGUGAAGAGUUUCUGUUGUGAGAAAGACCUCUGCAAUGCAGGGGGUGCCACAGGAAGCAGCUCCUAG
This is a messenger RNA of Mus caroli (Ryukyu mouse), 342 nucleotides long. The record is from RefSeq and is a predicted model, not a curated record. NCBI's taxonomy places the organism in Eukaryota, Metazoa, Chordata, Mammalia, Rodentia, Muridae.